CGCUCAGUAACGCUAUGGUAGAGCCGGUCGUCACGUUACUGCACGACCAACAGAUAUUCCGAAUAACAAAUAAAUUACGAGCCAUAUUAUUUACAUCGAAAUACGAAUUCUGUGAUAUAGUUUUAAGUGUUUUUAGAAAGUGAAGGCGCUUCUAAAGUGACAACUUGGAUUUUAUUAACAGAAAUCACUAAGAUGUCGCACCUAAUAGUCUUCACCAUCUUUACCAUUUUGGGGGCAGUGCAAUCAGUAUCAGUUUUAGGACCGCGAGUACUUCGGCCACAUAGUUUGUACAGAGUAUCGAUAGCUGGAGGGUCGAAGGCACACAACCUGUAUGUAGCUGUUGAAGGGAAAAAAGCCACUGGAGAACAGUUUAACCAGGGUAGAGAAGUUCAGGUUCCAGCAGCUAGCUCCAAGCUAAUUAAUAUUGAGAUAAGUGACCCCGGUCCGGGAUCAUACAAGCUGGUAGCGAGGUCGACCUCAGGUUCGCAGUUUUCUGCGUCGGCCGCCUUGGUGUAUCAACCCAGGAGUUUUUGCAUAUUUGUACAGACAGACAAACGGGUGUACCAACCGGGUGACACGAUCAACUUCAGAAUAAUUGCGCUGACCAAGUACCUCCUGCCACUACCAAACACGAUAGAUGUUAACUUAUUGGAUACAGGCGGUUCUCCUGUGAGGCAAUGGGCUGGAGAGACCCUUGAUCGAGGUGUUUUUAGUACUGAGUUUACAUUAGCUGACGAACCUGCACUAGGACAUUGGACUAUCCAGGUGGAAGUCCAGGGCCAAAUAUAUUCAAAGACGGUCAUGGUCGCAGACUACGUACAACCCAAAUUUGAAAUGGAGAUGGUAAUGCCUAAGGAGAUACAGUUUAGUGAAAGAAAGUUUAAUAUCAACAUAACCGCCAGACAUUUCAACGGUCUGCCAGUGGUCGGUGAAUUAACAAUAUCUGCAUAUGCGGUAUUCUUUUCAAAUCUGCUUCAACCGGUGUUUUCAACACCUACACGUAAAGUAAUUGAUUUCAAAGGAACCAUAAAUGUCCCAUUGAACUUGAAAACUGAUCUCGACUUAGCUGAAGACGCUGCCCGACCUUUAGUUGUCGAAGCUGUUUUGGAAGAAAAGGACACUUUGAUACGACAAAAUGUAUCGUCGAGGAUACUACUGCUCAGAACGCCUUACAGGCUUAAGGUCACAGCGCCCGAUUAUUUUAAGCCAAGGUUACCUUAUAGAGUACAAAUUGAAGUAGUUAAUUCAACGGGUCACAUUAUGGACAUAUCUGACGAUGUCACAGUGGAGAGGCUGUGGGAUGACGGAGCGCCAGUGAACGUCACAACUCUCACAUUGAGCGACGGAGUUGCAGAAUACUCUAUGACACCUGAUGUCGCCCACACUAACUCCACUCUUAAUUUAGUUGUGAAAUACAAAGAGGUAUCUGAACGCGUAGUAAAUGUACAAAAAAGUAUAUCUCCUGGAGGGCAGUACAUAACAUUGGAACUAUUGACCCGCGACACAGCCGUCGGUGAUGUCAUCCAUGCGAGUAUUGUUGCUACUGAGCCAAUGGACAUUGUACAUUAUGCUGUUAUUGGUCGAGGGGACAUAUUGGUCGCGAAAACAUUAGAAUUAACACCAGCAGUCCGCAGCACCGAUAUAUCUGUGCCAGUGACGUUUGCUAUGUCACCUGGAUGUAUUCUGAUCGCCUGGUACCCUCGGGUAGACCCCACCGACAAACUGCUUGUCGCUGCUGUCUACGUACCCAACGAUAAACUAUUACAGCAUGAGGUGUCAGUAACACCAGUGUCUUCAGGAUCAGUAUUUCGUCCAAAUGGAUUAGUAGAGUUCCGAGUGUCAGGAGAAGCUGGCUCUCAGGCCGGUUUGUUGGGAACUGACGUUGAUUCGAUAUCCAACGGCUUGACCUCGUCUGAUGGUCUUGGAAACGGACUCGACUUGAACACGAUUCGACGAGAAGUUGAAAGCUUCAGCGGUUUGAAACAUUCAGUAUUUAAAAAUGAGGACCACAUUGCGGGAAUGGGGGUCGACUUAGGAGGGAUGACGGCCACAGAUGUUUUUAAAAAUGCAGGUGUUGUUAUAUUAACUGACGGCUUAGAAGCAGCACAAACGGUACCAGAUGCAUCAUCAGAAGUAAUGGAGACAGGUACACGUGCUCCUCAAGCUGGCCCGUAUGCUUUCAGUCGUCUCCCACCACCAGUGUCACCACGGUUCUACCUCACUACGGCCUCGCACCAGACCUGGAUGUUCAACAACUUGACUAUUGGGAGUGACGGUAAAGGCACUAGGGAAGGUUGGUCUCCUUUAAGUCCUGGAAGCUGGUCUGUGGGAGCGUUUGCAGUACAUCCCACUCUUGGACUCGGAAUCGCGUCACCUCAGAGGUUCACCACGAAUGUGCCACUUACAAUAACUGCAGAGCUCCCGGAAACAUUACAAAAGGGUGAAACUCUAGCGGCCGUCAUAACGCUAAGGAGUUCUCUGACCGUCGAUACAGCCCUCGAUGUAACAUUCCACAAUUCGGACCAAUAUUUUGAAUUUGAACCGUUACAAAACACCGUGGACUCCCCUAAAAAAAUAGAGCUGUUCCGUCGCGUGCGCGUCGCGGUGCCCGCUCGAGGGUCAGCCAGCACGGCGUUCCUGGUGAGCAUGGCACGUGUUGGAGAAGCUCCUGUCAUCGUGGAGGCGACGGGAACCGGCGUGUCGUCUUCUCUAUUCCGCACUAUCGACGUACAGGAUGGAUUCGAAGAAGAAGUCUGGUCAUGGGCCCUUCUGGACGCUCGGCGUGGAAUAGCCCGCGCUAACGUGACCCUAUCCCCAGCGGCAGGUACCAGGGUUGCUGCGGUGUCGCUCGAGGCUGCGGGAGACCUGCUGGCCAACUCCUUCCGGGCUAUGAAGGCGCCACCUACCGUCGCUGCAGACGCCUCGUAUGCCUUACGCCCGCUCGCCAGGGCUUGUAUUCUGUUGGACUACCUUCAGGUGACGGAACAGGAGGAUGAAAUAACAAUAAGGAAGGAGGCCCAAGCACAAGCGUCCUUCGGCUAUCAACGUCUCAUGGCUUAUCGGAGGAGCGACGGUUCCUUCUCACAAGAAACAGGAGAGGAUGCUGAAUCUGAUGUCUGGAUGACAGCAGUGGCAGCACGGUGGCUAUCUCGAUCGGGUCGCUAUGUGUCUGUCUCUCCUGAUGCCGCGACCUCGGCUGCGCGCUGGCUGUCUCGCGCCCAGUCCGCAGACGGUAGCUGGUCCGAGCCGACCAGCAAACUAAAUGCUCCGGCAGCGCAGGCGACUCUCUCACUCACUGCGCAAGCACUGCAAGCUCUAUUGGACACCAAGGGCGGUGAUGUUCUAUACAAGAACACGAUAAACAAAGCGGUGAACUACAUAGCCCAGCACCUGAGUGCAGACCUCGAUGCCUACACCCUCGCUGUGGUCAGCUACGCCCUCACUGCUGCGCGACACCCACAGGCCAGCGAGGCCUUACAGCACCUAGAGAAGAGGGCCAAUACCACUGAAACAACCCUAUUUUGGUCACGAAAGCUAGAAGGAUCCGAGUGGCGUAAUCCUUGGUUGAAAGGCAACAGUCUGGAAGCUUCGACCGCGGCGUGGGGUCUCCGCGCCAUGCUUAACUCCCGGCUGGUUGAGGAAUCUGUUCCUGUUGCUAGAUAUUUAUUGCAGAGCUUAGGGCCUAAAGACCAAGACCCAGAUGUGAUAGACGCAGUGGCACAGUUUGCGGAGGCUAUCAAGACCUCGACCAAGCUGAGAGUGUCCGUGAACGUGAGCGGUUUUGACGAGCCCCGACAGUUCAACAUCGACUCCGACAAUGCUCUCAUCAUACAAACACAGCUGAUUCGCAAUAUACGUUCUGCGCUUGCAGUGACCGAAGGGCGAGGUAUCGCGAUAGUGGGGAUGAGUGCUAAAGGCAGCACCAACGUGACGGCUGCCUGGCCCCGAUACAUCCUCGACCCUCGAGUGGACCAGGUUUCUACUAAAGACCGCCUUCAACUUUCCAUUUGUAUCGGGUUCGUGGCGGUGGGCAAUGAGACAGAAGGUGGGCUGGCUCUCCUGACAGUGCAGCUGCCGUCGGGAUACCUGGCCGACAUCAACACCAUCACAGAACUAACGACGGCGCGACACGUGGUAGGCGCGCGACUGACUGCGGGUGGGUCCCGUGUGUUAGCGUGGCUGCGCACCGGACUGACGGAGCGCUGCGCCACCCUGGCCGCGCCACGUGCCUUGCCGGUCGCUCGACAACGAUCUGCCUGGGUCACGCUGCUUGAUCUCUACGACUCCAGUCAUCGAGCGCGUAUGUUCUACCGAGCUAUUCCGAGCACUGCGUGUGACGUGUGCCGCACGUGGCCAUCUUGUGCUACCGCGUGCGGCUCUGCCGCGUCGCAGCUCGCGGACGAGACCGACCGCGCCGCCGACCGAGAUAAACAGAAGACAGCGCCUGAUUCCGCGCACAGUCACACCACAACCUAUGUGACAGUUCUAAUAGCUGCAUUGAUACUUAUGUUAAGUUAACUUUAAUAAAUUGUGUGUUACCCAAUUAUGAACAAAAGUAAUUCUUCUUUUUGGUUUGCUUAUAUUUCCAACAGUUUAAGAAGAAGUGCACCCCUGCAUGAAGACUUUCUCUCUCCCUCUGCAAUCGAAUGCAAAUAAUGUUUAAAAUAAUUUCAAAAUGUUUUUUUUCAUUUAAUAAGAAAAGUAUUUAAAUUUCGGUCAGAUCCGGUACCAAAAGGCCACACAGUAAUAAUGACAUUUAUGUUAAAAAUAUAUUAUACUAGCUGACCCAGCAAACGUUGUAUUCCCAUAAAAAGUAAUGAGAAAAAAAUCAAUAAUUAAAUUAAAGUUUGUUUUUUUAUCUCCUGAGAAAGAUAGAAAGAUAUAAAGAUUCUAGUUAGUUAUUCAUUUUAACCUAUUCUUUCAAUUUGAUUUCUGCACGACAGGGGACACAUCGGAAAAAGGAAAAACAAAAUUGUUGUUUUUAUUUAAUUUCGAGCAUUUUCAUAUUUAUUCACCUUUUAAACCUUCUCUGGACCUCCACAAAUAAUUCAAGACCAAAAUUAGCCAAAUCGGUCCAGCCGUUCUCGAGUUUUAGCGAGACUAACGAACAGCAAUUCAUUUAUAUAUAUAUAUAUAUAUAUAUAUAUAUAUAGAUGAAAUAUUUUAUCGAUGAGGGGCAUUGUGCUUUUUUGGUGAUGAUUAGUUCAUUCACCAAUAUGUGUAAGUACUUACCUAUGAGUAGGUAUGAUAUUGUGUUGGUUUAUGACAAGACUUUAUAUUUUAUCGACAAAGACAACAUAUUAAUUUGUACUAAUGUUAAUAAGUGUCGACUGUCGCUAGUUAUUUAUUUCUGAGGUUGUGAAUAAUAAAAGCAAGAAUAUAAAUUAAAAAUAUCAAUUAUAGGUAUGUAUACUUUGAGUCUGAAGUUUAUAUAUUUUAUUAUUUAUAUAUACGAAGGAUAAUGUGAUUUGAAAUAUAUAAAAUUAUUAAAUUGAACUUUAUAUAUUGUUUACACAAUGACAUUAGGUAUAAGAUAUAGCUAAAAGCUCAUCAACUAAUAGAUAAUGUAUAUAAAUUUAGUUAUAAGAAAUAUAUUUUAACAUAGAAGUAAAUAGUAAAUAAAAAAAACCAUA
This is a messenger RNA of Leptidea sinapis, 5633 nucleotides long. RefSeq names its product thioester-containing protein 1 allele S3-like. The coding region runs from base 193 to 4518 and encodes 1441 amino acids. The transcript is spliced from 26 exons. Gene Ontology annotation, molecular function: endopeptidase inhibitor activity. The record is from RefSeq and is a predicted model, not a curated record. Gene Ontology annotation, cellular component: extracellular region. Lineage: Eukaryota; Metazoa; Arthropoda; Insecta; Lepidoptera; Pieridae.